Molecule: messenger RNA, 522 nt
Organism: Bipolaris victoriae FI3
Lineage: Eukaryota; Fungi; Ascomycota; Dothideomycetes; Pleosporales; Pleosporaceae
Exons: 2
Coding region: 1-522 (173 amino acids)
Source: RefSeq, a predicted model, not a curated record
AUGCCGCUUGAUUCACUGUUUACCACUCGAGGCUCCGAAUCUCGACAAACCAAACCCAAAGUGCUCAGGAAACCACUCUUUCCUCUCCCACGAUCCAUUGCCAAUCGCCAGACCAUUUUUCACGCAGGACACAACCCUAGAACACACUCGUAUUCAGGACGACCCCUUUCAGCAACAGAGCGAUUGCACGUUGCCCGUGAGCGUCUUCGAAAGUUCGAGCAGGCACAAGUUAAGAAGCAAAAAAGGACCUGGCACAUUUUGAUUAGCAGUGCUGCCGGUGUGACUGGUGCUGUAACGAGUUGCAUCAUCCCGGCCCCAGCCCCAGGUGCACGCCAGUACUACAAGCCAAGACCGAAGGACCCACGAGAACCUGGUGAGCAAAGAAGAGCUAUCAAGAAACAAAGGAAACAGAAGGAAGUGCGCGCCAGACUCAGAGCCAAAAAGAAGGCUGAUCUGAAGGUACAGCAGAGCAUAUUGCGCAUGAGAAUGAGAGAGCUCAAGAACAGACUUCGGCUUUGCUAG